This is a messenger RNA of Molossus molossus (Pallas's mastiff bat), 2209 nucleotides long. RefSeq names its product proteasome 20S subunit alpha 2 (gene PSMA2). NCBI's taxonomy places the organism in Eukaryota, Metazoa, Chordata, Mammalia, Chiroptera, Molossidae. Gene Ontology annotation, cellular component: proteasome core complex; proteasome core complex, alpha-subunit complex. The transcript has 8 exons. The coding region runs from base 42 to 746 and encodes 234 amino acids. Gene Ontology annotation, biological process: ubiquitin-dependent protein catabolic process. The record is from RefSeq and is a predicted model, not a curated record.
AGUGCGCAGGUGUGUGGACGUCUUUUGGUCUCCGAAUAAAGAUGGCGGAGCGUGGUUACAGCUUUUCGUUGACUACGUUCAGCCCGUCUGGGAAACUUGUCCAGAUUGAAUAUGCUUUAGCUGCUGUAGCUGGAGGAGCCCCUUCAGUGGGAAUUAAAGCUGCAAAUGGUGUGGUAUUAGCAACAGAGAAGAAACAGAAAUCCAUUCUGUAUGAUGAACGAAGUGUACACAAAGUGGAGCCAAUUACCAAGCAUAUAGGUUUGGUGUAUAGUGGCAUGGGCCCAGAUUACAGAGUGCUUGUGCACAGAGCUCGCAAACUAGCUCAGCAAUAUUACCUUGUUUACCAAGAACCCAUUCCCACAGCUCAACUGGUACAGAGAGUAGCUUCUGUGAUGCAAGAAUAUACCCAGUCUGGUGGUGUUCGUCCAUUUGGAGUUUCUUUACUAAUUUGUGGUUGGAAUGAGGGACGACCAUAUUUAUUCCAGUCAGACCCAUCAGGAGCUUACUUUGCCUGGAAAGCCACAGCAAUGGGAAAGAACUAUGUGAAUGGGAAGACUUUUCUUGAGAAAAGAUACAAUGAAGAUCUAGAACUUGAAGAUGCCAUUCAUACAGCCAUAUUAACCCUAAAGGAAAGCUUUGAAGGGCAAAUGACAGAAGAUAACAUAGAAGUUGGAAUCUGCAAUGAAGCUGGAUUUAGGAGGCUUACUCCAACUGAAGUUAAGGACUACUUGGCUGCCAUAGCAUAAUAAUGAAAUGACUGAAAAAUCUGGAAUUUCAGAUAAUCUCUAAACUUAAAUAUGUUUAAAGUAUGUUUUGUUUUGCAAACUUUUUGCAUACUUAUUUCUACAUGAUUUAAUGGAGUGGUGUUUUUAAAAUGAUACUUAAAUCAUAAUAAACUGUUAAAUUCAACUUCAGCUUUUUAGGAGUCAGUAAAAUCUUAAAAUAGUUAUUACCUGAUUUUUAUCACAGUUGAUUUCUAAAAACUGCAUCUCAAAACACAAUGGUGAGCUCACUCUUUAGUCUUCAGGCAAUUUUGGUUAAAUCAAAUCUUAUUACCCUCUUUACUUCCAGGUGUCUAUGCUUCAGUAAAGUAAAACGCUGAUUUUGAUAAACACUAUUUUUACAGCUGAGAGAAUCUGCCGACAUUCAUGGAUUAGACAAAGUAGGACGCAUAGAUGUUACUAAGCACCAUUAGUUGGGGCUCACUAAAACCCUAGGAUGUUCUGUGAAAUAGCGCUGGAGCUUAGAAGAGUGCUAAGCCAAAUAGUCUCCUAUAGGAGGUCACAUUACGUAAAUAAGAAGGAAAUUGUGUGCUGGUUCAUGUUAGUUUCUCUCUCACAAGUAGGUAAAUGUAUUGUAAAAGAGCUCUGGUUCUACUAGACUUGUUUGAUGGAAGGAUGAAUGUGCCAGAAAUAAAAUACUAAUAAUUAAGAGUCAAAACUAUCGUUUAAGACUCAUUCAUGUAAUCUCAGAGUGAUCAGAACCUUUCCUGCAAAUUAAGGUUCAUACAGGCAAGCAAAUGAUAGAGGAUCUGAACUCUGUUUUCAUUAUAUGUGAAGGUUAAUAUCGUUUUCUGUGUCUUUUUUAAGGCAUCUUAGGAUAAGAGAAAUUACAUUAUUCUGGCUCGGAUAGUAAGCAUUUCCAUGAUUUAAAUGUUGCUAAAAAGAUUUUUAUUAAAAUUUAGCCAACUUUAAGGGAAAAGAGUCUUAGAGACUUUUUGUCAGUUCUACUCACAAUGACUGUAUAACACCCUAUCUCAUUAUAUGUGGCAGAAGCAUCAUGGUACAUGCCAACUUGACUUUUUAUUUCAAGAUGUUUGUCUUGAAGGCCUCGUCUAAUCUUUCCUUGUGGGCUCUUGGUAUAUUGUGAAUCUAGCACACUACAAAGAAGGUAGUGAAUGAUAAAAAGGAAUCAGUUUUAGUAAGGUCUCACCUCUCCCACUAACUGUCUAAGUGGCAGCACAAGGUAAUUAUCUCAGAGGGUUUUCAGAAACUAAUUUGAUAAUGCAAGUGAAAUGCCUGGCAGGGAUACUGGUUUGGUUAAAUACUCUUAAGUUUUAAAUGCCUUUGAAUUUGCUCUCUGAUGUCCAAUAUUAAAAAACCAGAGGAAUGCCAAAAUUCUACAAAUCAAAGAAGGGAAAAGUAAAGGCAUUUAGUAUAUUUAGGACAAAAGGGAACCACGUGGAGUUUCUUAUUGGAUGCUUACAUAA